This is a messenger RNA of Aspergillus saccharolyticus JOP 1030-1, 862 nucleotides long. Its product is annotated as putative quinol monooxygenase. Bases 287 to 601 code for a protein of 104 amino acids. The record is from RefSeq and is a predicted model, not a curated record. NCBI's taxonomy places the organism in Eukaryota, Fungi, Ascomycota, Eurotiomycetes, Eurotiales, Aspergillaceae. The transcript is spliced from 2 exons.
CUUACACCUGGCCGCCAACCACGCGGAGAACAGCCUUCCGCCUCACCAGACAAGUAUGGAGUAACCUUCCCAGCUGCCCCACCGAGGGGCACUGGGAGGGAGGGAGGGAGGCCGUGAGGGGUGCAGUUCAACCGGGGUUGAUUCCCCCAACCUACAAAACUAGACCACCUCUCCCAAUUCCUAGCUUCUCCUCCUUCUUUUUCUAAACAACAUUCCCCUCCUCACCCGCACCACAAUCCCACCACACGACCACCACCACCCUCAAUCCACACAAUCAACCGCCACAAUGGUUUACACAAUCGUCGUCCACAUGCGCGCCAAGCCCGACGAGGAGAGCAUCAACAAGCUCCACGCCAAGCUCCUCGAGGCCUCGGCCGUCUACUCCAAGGAUAAGGAGACUCUCUCGUGGUUCGUCAUGCAGAGCGUCCACGACAAGCAGGAUUUCUGUAUCGUCGAGCGCUACCUGAACGAGGGCUCGCAGAAGUACCACCUCGAGAACCCUUACUGGAAGACCUUCGAUCCCUACGUCAUCCCGCUGUUGGAGAAGGAGAUGGAUUUGCGCCGGUUUGAGGAAUUGGUGCCCGGGGAGGAGCAGAAGUAGUAAGAAUCAGAUACAAGAUAUUGGGUUUCUGAGAUGGGUGGACGGUGGGGGGGAUGCGAGUGUACAUAUAUGGCGCGGUUUUUGAUUAAGGGGUUGCUUUUGGCUGGGUCCCUCUGAAGAGAUCCUGGUGACGUGAAUGCAAAUAUUUUCGCCCUUUGGUGACUGGGUUUGCGGUAGUAGGGGUGAGGAUGGGGAGGUGCAUCGAGGUUCAAAAUGCUGCAGUGAACGUAGGUAGAUAUGGGAAAUUUACGCAUGGCAGAU